AGCAGCAGCUCCAGCACUGCCGAAGUUUCACUUUUUGUCUGUGGGUCCGCUCCCGGCCCCCGCGCCAGCUUUCCCGGGAUAAGUAGCCUUAGCAAGGAAGGGAGAGCCGGGCGCUGCAAGGUGAGGACAUUGAGGCUCAGAAAUAGAACCGAAGACAGAACCCAGUCACCUGCUUCUCAUCUGAGGACUUUGCUCAUUGUUCUACUGGACACUCAUCGGAGGGAAGCCAUUUCUCCUCAAUUGGCGAGCAGAGCUGGAAGCGACCUUCCCGGGACCACUGCACUGGUUAGCGGCUGAGCUGGGGAUAAGAAUCCAGUUAUCUGUGCAUUCCUCUUUUUCUUUUGAGUUCCUGUACCAGUUUCCAGAAUCUCAAGAGUUGUAUAUCCAUCACCAAAAGCAAUUUUGGAACAGUUUCCUCACCUCAAAAAGAAAUCCACACCGACUGGCAAUCACUCCUUAUUCUUCAAAUCGCCUUCACCUAGUCCUGAACAGCUGCUAAUCUGCUCUCUUCCGUGUAGAGUUGCCUAUUCUGGACAUUUCCUUUUCAGAUUCUGACAAUGUCUCAUCCAUCUUGGCUGCCACCCAAAAGCACUGGGGAGCCCCUCGGCCAUGUGCCUGCGCGGAUGGAGACCACCCAUUCCUUUGGGACUCCCAGCAUUUCAGUGUCCACACAACAACCACCCAAGAAGUUUGCACCAGUAGUUGCUCCAAAGCCCAAGUACAACCCAUACAAACCUGGGGGGGAAGGUGAUUUUCUUCCACCCCCACCUCCACCUCUAGAGGAUCCUGGUGCUCUUCCAUCUGUCUCUGGAAGCUUCCCUCCUCCACCACCCCUUGAUGAAGGUGCUUUCAGGACACAGCAGGGAAAUCCAGGAGGCAAGACCCUUGAGGAAAGACGUUCUAGCUUGGACGCCGAGAUAGACUCGCUGACUAGCAUCUUGGCCGACCUUGAGUGCAGCUCCCCCUACAAGCCUCGGCCCCCACAGGGGUCUACUAGUUCAACAGCCUCUCCUCCAGUCUCCACCCCUGUCACAGGACAUAAAAGAAUGGUUAUACCAAACCAACCCCCUCUAACAGCAACCAAAAAGUCUACAUUGAAACCACAGCCUGCACCCCAGGCAGGACCCAUCCCUGUGGCACCCAUCGGAACGCUAAAACCCCAGCCUCAACCAGUCCCUGCCUCCUAUACUACAGCGUCCACCCCUUCGAGGCCUACCUUCAAUGUGCAGGUGAAGUCAGCCCAGCCCAGCUCGCAUUACAUGGCUGCUCCGUCAUCAGGACAAUUUUAUGGCGCAGGCCCGGGACCCCAGGGUUAUAACACUCAACCGGUUUCUAUGUCUGGGCAGUGCCCGCCUCCUUCAACACGGGGGGGCAUGGACUACGCAUAUAUUCCACCACCAGGACUUCAACCUGAGCCUGGGUACGGCUAUGCCCCCAACCAAGGACGCUAUUAUGAAGCCUAUUGCCCAUCAGGACCUGGCUACGGGGGCAAAAAUGACUCCGAUCCAGCUUAUGGUCAACAAGGGCAUCCAAAUACGUGGAAGCGGGACCAAGGAUAUACUCCUUCUGGAACAGGAAACCAGAACCCAGCCGGGAUGUAUCCAGUUACUGGUCCCAAGAAGACCUAUAUCACGGAUCCAGUUUCAGUGCCCUGUGCACCACCACUGCAACAAAAGGGUGGACAGACAGGAUCCAUGGGGCCUCCAGCUGUUCCCCCUUCAUUCCGUCCUGAAGAUGAGCUCGAACACCUAACCAAGAAGAUGCUGUAUGAUAUGGAAAAUCCACCUGCGGAUGAAUACUUUGGCCGCUGUGCUCGCUGUGGGGAAAACGUAGUCGGGGAAGGGACAGGAUGCACCGCUAUGGAUCAGGUCUUCCAUGUGGAUUGUUUUACCUGCAUCAUCUGCAACAACAAGCUCCGAGGACAGCCCUUCUACGCCGUAGAGAAGAAAGCCUACUGUGAGCCCUGCUACAUUAAAACCCUGGAGCAGUGCAGCGUGUGCUCCAAGCCCAUCAUGGAGCGGAUCCUGCGAGCCACCGGAAAGGCCUAUCAUCCUCACUGCUUUACCUGUGUGAUGUGCCACCGCAGCCUUGAUGGGAUCCCAUUCACUGUGGACGCUGGUGGCCUCAUUCACUGCAUUGAGGACUUCCACAAGAAAUUUGCCCCCCGAUGUUCUGUGUGCAAGGAGCCUAUCAUGCCAGCCCCAGGCCAGGAGGAGACUGUCCGGAUUGUGGCUCUGGAUCGCGAUUUCCACGUUCAUUGCUACCGGUGUGAGGAUUGUGGCGGUCUCCUGUCUGAAGGAGAUAACCAAGGCUGCUACCCUCUGGAUGGACACAUCCUCUGCAAAACCUGCAACUCCGCCCGCAUUAGGGUGCUGACGGCCAAGGCCAGCACCGACCUUUAAAUUCAGUCGCCUGCCUAGCUGGUUAGUUGGUGGCGCUGAGAAGAAUGAAACACAAGAAAAAAGAUAAGAAAAGAAACGGGAAAAUAGAGGAAAGGCAAUCAAGCCAUGGGAUGGUGUCUGUUCUUCAUAUAAUAUUAACCUUUCUUUAGAAACACA
Molecule: messenger RNA, 2558 nt
Organism: Hyaena hyaena (striped hyena)
Lineage: Eukaryota; Metazoa; Chordata; Mammalia; Carnivora; Hyaenidae
Gene: LPP
Product: LIM domain containing preferred translocation partner in lipoma
Exons: 13
Coding region: 558-2402 (614 amino acids)
Biological process (GO): cell-cell adhesion
Cellular component (GO): stress fiber; focal adhesion
Source: RefSeq, a predicted model, not a curated record